Eimeria tenella is the source of this 756-nucleotide messenger RNA. RefSeq names its product 3-ketoacyl-CoA reductase, putative. The transcript has 6 exons. Bases 1 to 756 code for a protein of 251 amino acids. The record is from RefSeq and is a predicted model, not a curated record. Gene Ontology annotation, molecular function: oxidoreductase activity. NCBI's taxonomy places the organism in Eukaryota, Apicomplexa, Conoidasida, Eucoccidiorida, Eimeriidae.
AUGUGGUCGGCCCCACACUGCGCCUGCUGCCAGCAGCUGCUGCAGCGGCUUGCUGCUUGUCCCUUCAUGUCUUGUGUCCUUUUGCUGCUGGCAGCUUUUGCUGCGCUGCGGCUCAUAGUUGCUUUCGUGACUCUUUGCUGCUACACCGGAAAGCGGCUGCAGCAGCUGCUGCUGCCGCGGGGGGCCCCCGGGGGGGGCCCCGGGGAGUGGGCCCUUAUAACUGGGGCCUCAGAUGGAAUUGGAAAAGCCUUGGCUAGCCAGCUAGCCAAGGCAGGAGCUAGCCAGCUGCUGCUGGUGGCCCGCAGCGAAGAAAAGCUCAAGGAUGUUGCCACUGAACUGGAGCUGACAGCAAGUGGCCCGCUGAAGGUGUGUCGUUUGGUGGUGGACUUUGCUGCUGAAAGUUCGGAGGAGAUUUUCAAGAAAGUCUCGGAAGCAAUUAAAGACAAAAACAUUUCUCUCCUCGUCAACAACGCAGGCAUCUCCUACCCCCACGCAAUGUACUACGACGAGGUGCCUCUUUCUCUUAUCGAAGAGCUGAUUGACGUCAACGUCAGGUCCGCCCUCGUUGUCACCCGCGCAGUCCUCCCGGGCAUGAAGGCGCGAAAGAAGGGUUUGGUGGUUUGCGUCGGCAGCAGCAGCUCCGAGCUGCCCUCAGACCCUCUCUAUUCAGCUUAUGCUGCUUCCAAAGGCGCAGUGGAGGCCUUUUGCCGCUCCCUCCAGCUGCUCGGGCCUGGCGAGAGAGGCUGCAGGCUUUAG